Molecule: messenger RNA, 1378 nt
Organism: Hibiscus syriacus
Lineage: Eukaryota; Viridiplantae; Streptophyta; Magnoliopsida; Malvales; Malvaceae
Product: DNA mismatch repair protein MLH3-like
Exons: 5
Coding region: 117-1271 (384 amino acids)
Biological process (GO): mismatch repair
Cellular component (GO): mismatch repair complex
Molecular function (GO): ATP hydrolysis activity; ATP-dependent DNA damage sensor activity
Source: RefSeq, a predicted model, not a curated record
UUCAUAAGUUGCUGAACAACUUGGCCACUAGUUUCGAGUCUUUACAUCCAGAGAAAACUAAUAUCUGGACCAAGAAUGGGAAGAGGAGUAGAUCUCAAGUGGUUUCAUCCUACAUAAUGAAUAUUAGCUGCCCUCCAUCUUUCUAUGAUUUAACCUUUGAACCAUCAAAGACAUAUGUUGAAUUCAAGGAUUGGAAACCUAUGUUUACCUUCAUUGAGAAGGCAAUUCAACACCUCUGGAGGAAAAAUAUUGGUUGUGGACAAGCUGAAACCCUGAAGGAAGAUGACAAGAGUUCAUACGUUGCGGAAGAUUUUUUUGAUGGAUCAUUGAUGGACUUGGAAUUUGCAACAAGAAAAAGGACUAAAAAAUAUCAACUAUCUUCUUCACUGGACAAACUAGCAAUAGAUAAUUUGUUUCUUAUGGAACAUGAAGAUAUGCCAUUUGAGAAGAACAAUGGGAAUAAACCAUUUAAAAAUCAACAGAGUGAAACGAAGUUUUCUCAUUGGACUGACUAUUCUUUUCAAAGUUGGAGUGAUUCCCUUUCCAAAGAAGCAUUCAUUGUAAACCAAAGGAGUGAUUGGCAUCUUUGGUCAUCUGAUAACAACUUUGUAUCCGAAGAUUACUUUUUGGAAAAUGGAUUCGUGGCUUCAGGAAGACCAAACUGUCUCAUGUACAACAAUAUAAGUUCAAAGUUAUGUAAUGAAUUCCUUAAGGUUGAGAGUUAUGUGACCGAUGAAACAGCUAGGAGUGGUUUUCCUUUUGAUAACCGUGAACAUUGCAAUGGCUCACAGUUCAGGAAGAAUAUCAGCAAACCUCUUCUGCAAAGAUGCUCCUCCCAAAGAAACUGGCCACUAGACAAGGAGAUGAUCGAAAUUGACUAUGGAGUUGAAUCUCCAAUUGGUAGCUUUAAGAAAAAGAAGCAGGGUUGCUCAAAUGCAAGCUUCAGUAUGCUGGAAGUAAGUGGCGAGACAUAUCAUCCCUUUUCAAAGGCGCUGUGGCAGGAUGGAGAAUCAUGUUCUCAAAUUUAUCCCAAAAGAACAGGUGGCAUUCCAAGAGAUUUUGAUUUUUUAAUAUCUUCUGCAAAGUUGUUCCUGUCAUGUGGUGGAGAUGUUUCUGUUGAAGCGAAUGACCUACAAUUCGGUUCAGUCACACUAGCAGAAAACUCUGCUUCUCAUCAUCAGUCCUUAAAUAUGGGAACCUCAAACCUUCUUAUGCAAUUCAGUUAUAAGAAUGAAGUAGAAGAGAGCUUCAGAUCUGAGAAAAAAAACUAACUUUGGGCAUUUCUCAGAUGGUGAAGAUGACAACCAAUUUGGUUUUGAUCUAAUCUCAAGGGGCUCUAGCCAAGAAAAAUGCAUCCGUGACCACCCAAACACUGAAC